Cuscuta campestris is the source of this 1095-nucleotide messenger RNA. Lineage: Eukaryota; Viridiplantae; Streptophyta; Magnoliopsida; Solanales; Convolvulaceae. The record is from the annotation of a GenBank genome assembly.
AACCCGCCCAUCGCUGUCAACUCAUUCCCGAACUCCGAUUUCCUCAUCAGAUGCGCUUCCAUGUCCGACAUGGCCACGGACCCUCCGCCACCUCCCCGCAACCCAUCUCCGCCGCCGGAGAUUAUAUCCAUAACCGCCGAUAAGCCGAUUCAGAUCCGCUCCGUUUGGGCCAAGAACCUCGACUCCGAAUUCGACUUGAUCCGCAAGCUCAUCGACGAUUACCCCUUUGUCUCCAUGGAUACCGAGUUUCCCGGCGUGGUUUUCCGGCGCGACCUCCGUUCCCGAGACCCCGAUGAGCAUUACCGGACCCUCAAGUCCAAUGUGGACGCGCUUAAGCUCAUCCAGGUGGGGAUCACUCUCACUGAUGCUUCCGGCAACCUUCCGGAUCUCUCCUCACCCUUCCGCUACAUCUGGGAGUUUAACUUCUGUGAUUUUGAUGUAGGGCGGGACGAUCACGCACCUGGAUCUGUCGAGCUCCUCCGUCAGCAGGGGAUAGAUUUCCACAAGACUCAGUCUUUAGGUGCCGAUACCACUCGCUUUGCCGAGCUGAUGAUGUCAUCCGGCCUCGUCUGCAAUGACGCUGUCACUUACAUCACCUUUCACAGUGGCUAUGACUUUGGGUACCUGAUCAAGGCUCUCAAGGGCUGUGAUCUUCCCGGGACGCUCGGUGAAUUCCAUGAAUUGCUCGGUGUUUUGUUCGGGAACAAGGUUUAUGAUGUGAAACACUUGAUGAAAUUCUGUUCCAAUCUCCAUGGUGGGCUGGACCGUGUUGCCAGUAUGCUCGAGCUAAACAGGACGGUUGGGAAAUGCCACCAGGCUGGAUCAGAUAGCUUGCUUACUUGGAGUGCAUUUCAGAAGAUAAAGAAGGCUUAUUUUGAGGACAGAGAUGCUCUUACUGAGAAGUAUGCUGGCGUUCUUUAUGGGUUAGAGACUCUCUCUCCUUAGACUCUCUAGAUGUAGAGUCAUGGGUUGAAAAUUUCCCUGUUGAUCUGUACAAUCCAUUUGGUUAAUAUAUUUAAAAAAAUAUUAAUUUCUAGUUGAUUUUUUCUAUGUUUGAUCCUGCAUUUUGUAUAUUCGCAUACUAGUUAGUGCCCU